Haliotis rufescens (red abalone) is the source of this 2722-nucleotide messenger RNA. RefSeq names its product transmembrane protein 141-like. The record is from RefSeq and is a predicted model, not a curated record. NCBI's taxonomy places the organism in Eukaryota, Metazoa, Mollusca, Gastropoda, Lepetellida, Haliotidae. The coding region runs from base 109 to 465 and encodes 118 amino acids. The transcript has 4 exons.
UUGAGUAAAACAUGGGCAAUGUCGGUCGGCAAUGUCAGGCAUUGAAAGCGAUCGUAAAAGCCUAGCUACUGCUUGAUCUGUACACAUUGAACACACCUGCAAGCAAAUAUGAACAGAAAAGUGCCAGAGGAAUUGAAAGAAAAAUAUCCACACUAUGAGACUUACGCCAAGUGUCAGUCGUCCGCAUUCAUGGCAGGAACAUUCACCUUUGCAACAGCAACUGCUGGUUUGUAUGUCGUUCAGGAGCUGCUGAAGACACGCCUCCCAUAUGCCUGGUCAUCAUUCCUGCUGACUUCGGUGCUGGGCGGGAGCGUGGUCUCGUACGUCGUUACUCGCAAGCAGACCAAGGGUUGUCAAGACAUGUGGAUGGCAAUGGAAGACCGACACACUGCACUGACAUCUAUUGAUGAAAGGAAAAAGAUGGAAAAAACAUCACCAAACACAUUGCCAUCAACUCCGUCAUAGCUGUGCUGCGUCAUCAGUAUUUGACCUUUAUGACAGAAACACAUUGUCCUGAAGCAACAUCUCUGUGUAAUACCCUACAAUAGCAUAUAGCAGUUACACACAGUCCGCACUCAGGGAGCACUGUUUGAGUGGGCUGGGCCAGGCACUGGUACCAAAUGUCCUUUUAUCCCAUCUUCCCAAGGCAGGGGAGUUACCUAUAAAAGUCCAUUUUCCACCCUUGCCGAACAAGGCUGGAACUUCUGGGCUAGAUUGGGCUAUUACAAAUUAUGUCCCUUCAAUAUCCCUGCUGUUGACCUAUCAAAUUCCACCUCUCAUAUCACUUGCAUUUGCUUAAAACAGAAUGGCGGCGCCCAGUCAAGACGAUCUGAUCCAUUAUCAAAAUCUAUAUUGUGAUAAAACUGUCUUACCUCAGCAAGUGCAUGGAAAAAACAUGAAAAGAUUUAGGAGAUAUCUGUUAGCGCCCAGUUGGUGAGACACAUUCUUUGCAAAUCCUACAAUAAACCGAAAUCUGCAUGGCAGUAAACAAACCGGAUGUCGAUUUGGUUACGCGAAUUUGAUUGAACUAUGCAUAGACUCGUUAGUCCAGCCAAAAUAUAACUCCAUAAUUCCAGCCUAGUUUAGCAAGGGUGGAAACUGGACUUUUAUAGUCGGUUAACUCCCUUGCCUCGGGAAGACCAUACCUUGAAUUGAGAAUCUCAACCCAGUGCCUUUUGAUAUCAUAUAUCAAAACAAGUAAAUAAAUGCUGUAUGUUUUUCACUCAAUUACUACUACUACUCUUUACUAACUGAGUGAGUGAGUGAGUUGGGUUUAACGCCGCUUUUAACAGUAUUCCAGUUAUAUCGCGGCGUGCCAGCUUAAUGGGAGAGGUAAGCACGAAGUGAUGCAGGUCUCAAACUUUUACCACUUCGGUGAAACCCACGAGCAAGCACGGGUAUGGUGCUGACAAACCUCGAAACAAACCAUCGAACCGGGAUUCGAACCCACAAUCAUAGGUUUCUGGCGUGCCCAAGAGACGCAACUCUGCACAGCAAAUCGCUUUACUAACUGAAAAAGUUGUAAGAAUGAAUUUGCAUGUUAUAUUGAUAUUGAUAUACCCUAAUGUAUUUUGUAUCAAAUAUAUAAACACUACUCGAUAAAAGUUUGAACACAUUAACAUAUAAUGACAUAUGGAAAUAAGAGGUCUAUAUAUAGAUUGUUAUGAGCCAAUGUAUGUUAUUUAUUCAAUAUACUCCACAUUCAGACUACUCAAAUUUUGAAACCAAGUAGGCUUAUUUUCUAAAUAACAUUAGGCAGCAUUUGGCUCAUGAUUGGCUCAGAUCUGUUUCCGCUGGCUAGGCCAGGGCACUGGUACCAAAUGUCCUGAUAACUAUGCCUUGGUUUGUAUAGUCAUGACUGAGAUGAACCUCUUGUUUGUCAUGUGACUGGCUGUAGAGUUAUCUCCCUUGUCUGUUGGGUGGCCACAGAGUUAUCUCCCUUGUCAGUUUAGUUUUCUCACCUGUAGAUAUCAUCUUGAUAAGCUAAGCAAUGACAAUCGGUCCCUGGCCCUCAAAUCUAGUCAAAAGUCAUCCUUGUUCCAAGGUCAGAAGUGAAAGUGUGUCAAGGACAUGGGUUGGAGGCUAAUUCUGGUUAUUAGACCUGUUCAGACACACGUGGCUCUGUGGCUUAAGUUGUCUCCCCUAGUCGCCUGGACUCACUGAUCAUGGGUAUAAAUUGCUUAUUCAUUACGUUAUCGUACCAUUUUUAGGUACAUAGGUAAAUUACAACAUGCCUCACUUUGGGCAUUCCUCGAAGAUCAAGCAGAUAUGUGGGAAUAGCCUAAGUACUAUAUGAAUUACUAAACCCAACUCACUCUAUCCCUCUACCCCUGAAGACCUGGGGUAGAAUAGGUCUUCAGCAACCCACGCUUGCUGUUAAAGGCGACUAUGCUUGUCGUAAGAGGCGACUAACGAGAUCGGGUGGCCAGGCUCGCUGACUUGGCUGAUGCAUGUCAUCAUAUCCCAAUUGCGUGGAUCGAUGCGCAUGAUGUCAGUCACUGGAUUGUCUGGUCCAGAUCGCUGGCAUAUUGCUUUGUAUAGCGUUAAACAACUAACAAACAACAUUCACUCACUCUUGGACUUCUCGAGGCCUGGGCUUGACUGGGAAUGCUGUAGACUCAGACAAAUAUGUACUUGAUACUUGCCAAAAUUGUGGGCCUUGUGAUGCAGAUGUUGAUUUAGUGAAAGUCAUACUUGAAAAAUAAAGGCAGAAUAUAUGAAA